CUCCUCAAACACUUGUUCUUGAAUCCCCAAACCCCUCCUCGUCUUCACUCCCUUCUUCCGCGUCGCAAUCAUUCGUGGGGGCGCAUUACUCCUGCCGCCCCUCAAUCCCGAAUUUCUGCGGCGUCCACUCUCCCGUCUCCCCACUAGGAUUCCGCAAGAUUGAUCGCGUUCGCCGCCUCCCAAUUUCAGUAUCUUUUUCAUCAGGGUCGGCGUCGCCCCGAUUUGUUGCCGUCGUCCUCGUCGCCGCCUCGCCCACCACUCCACUUCUUGGAGGACUCGGUCCUGUCCUGUCCUGUCCUGUCCUGUCCUGACUCCGCUCCACCUGUCCUCCUCGCUUCCAUCGCCAUUGCCGCCCUCCUUGCUCUGCUCCCUCCAAGCCACCUGCUUUUUUGGACCGCACCGGUCUGCCGGGGCGGCGUAAAUGCCCGCCCCUCCGUGCAGAGGAUCCCAGAGCCUUCCUUCUCCGCCCCAAAUCCCGUCCUUGUUAACACCAGGCCAAGGUUCUUGGACGCGUGCUGACACCCACAGAUGAGGAGAGCGUCCUGACUCCACUUGCCCAGCUCCGGCGGCUGCUCUGCUCCGCCACCCACUGACAUGGGCUUCUUGAUCUGCUGCGCCCGCCUCCUCCAGCUUCUGCUGCUGCUGCUCCUCACCACCGCUACCCCACCAGUGGCGGCGCAGCCGCAGCCUUCAUCGCCCGCCAGGGCCCUCGACGCGGCGCUACAGGACUACGCGUUCCGUGCGUUGUCGGCGCGCCCGCGCACCGGCAUUGUCUACAACGCCACGGUGCCGGGCAACCUCACGGGCAUCGCGGCGUCCGCGCUGCGCCUGCGGAGCGGCAGCCUCCGCCGGAGGGGCUUCCCCGGCUACUUCCAGUUCGCGCUCCCGCCGGGCAUCGUCGUGCAGCCGCACGUCGAGCGGGUGGUGCUCGUGUACCACGACCUCGGCAACUGGUCCGACCGCUACUACCCGCCCCCCGCCGGGUACGCCUACCUCGCGCCGGUCCUGGGGCUUCUCGUCUACGACGCGGCCAACCUGUCGGCCGUGGGGGUGGGGCUGCCGGAGCUCAGCAUCGUCGCGUCGGGGGUGCCGAUUUCUGUGGCGUUCGAUGGUGUCCGGGCGGUGCCGGCAGGCGGCGCGGUGGCGAGGUGUGUUGUGUUCGAUUUGGAUGGCGUGCCGCAGUUCCGGGACCUGGAGGGAACCAAUGUGUGCACGACGUAUCGGCAAGGACACAUCUCGAUUGUGGUGAAUUCUAGUGAGAUUGCUCCAGCUCCAGCUCCUGCUGGCGUGAUUGCUCCGCCGAUACCGACUGAGGGAGGUGGUAAGAAGGGGAGCUCAGACGCGUGGAAGAUUGCUGUCGGCGUUGUUGGGGGUGCCACAGCAUUGGGGCUGUUGGCUGCGCUUCUGCUUUGCUUGGUGAGGUACAAAAGGGAUAAGAAGCUUCAGCUCAUGGAACGGAAUGCGGAGGUUGGGGAGACAUUGAGGAUGGCACAGGUUGGGCGGACGCAGGCGCCUGUGGCAUUGGGGACGCGGACACAACCGGUGAUUGAGAACGAUUAUGCUGCAUAGUAGAUUUUUCAAUUUGCUUGAUACUUCUGCUAACAAGAAGACUUGAUAGUGCUGGCUAGAGACAGGAUUGUCCAUUGGUUGCUUGAUGUCGGUAAAUUUUCUAUAUCAGCGAGGGCAAUGCUAGCCACUAAUUUCAGAGCCCAGGUUCUGCUCAGUGAGGGUUCAGCACAUUCUUUCGGUGGUGUUCAGGAGCUUAAGUUUUGUACUGCAGCGAAUGGGAGGCUAUUGUUCAUGUUCAUAGUUGCCAUGUUCAUAUGUGGGGAGUCCCUUUCAUCUCCAAGCAAGCAAUGGAGGGGAAAUGUUUGCCAUAUCGGAUUUGGAAUCCCCUGUUAAUAUUUUUUCUUGGGUUUCUGUAUUCAAGAGGAAAUGGGUUUAGCAAUAAAGCUGAGGUAACAUCCAUUGCACAUCAUGUUAUGCUGUGCUGGAGAAAUUCAUUCAUCCGGUUGCAAUUUCAUUUCUUUUCUUUUUCUUCUCCAUUUGAUGAUUAGAUGACUGCGAAGAUGAUGUAGUGAUAUAAAUGUUCACUUGUCUAGUGCUGUGGUAAUUAGUCUUAUUGUGAUGAUCGUUGAUUUCAUGGACAAUUCUGUUUACAUCCGCUGUGUAUGUUUUCAGACAGCAUUCAUUUCUUUAUUAGUGUUUGGGAAACAACUUAAUUUCUAAUAAUAUGUUUUUAUGGCCUGACAGUACUGUCAGUUCUAGAUUUUGUUAAUGCUUACUUUCAUCAGGUUCCCUUUUUAGCACUUGAAAGCCUGAAAUGUAGGAAUGAAGGUAUGACCAGUUGGCAAAAUAAAUAGAAUUAAACAGACGAAUUCAAGAAAUUCUCUGGUAGAAACUUUCCAAACUUUCUGAUUUUCUUUUCUCUGGUAGUCUUCUGGCUUGAUUUUUUUUCUCUGUUAGUGGAGACCUAGACGAUCAGCUAAGAAAAGAUGUAAUGUAAGCAUGGGUAGUGUACAAAUAAAUGUGAGCUAAACAGAAGGGUUGAAGAUUGCUCCAUUUGAAAAGUUCCAAAAGCUUAUCUUUUUUUGCUGGUAGUAUGUUCUUCAAUCAUCAAGUUGGUUGGAAAUGUUGUAAGCUUCAUGUAGAGCUGUCAGUGAGGAGCUAGACGAUUAACAAAGAAAAGUAGAUGCAUUCAUCUUUUCGUUGAGUCAAUUAGCACUUGUUACACAAUUCUCCUUACUUAUCACUGUUACUGUCAUAGAAAUAUGAAAGAUGAACCUAUGGAGAUCCCCUCUCUUUGUUUUGCUUUGUACACUCAUGUUGUAGCAUGUAACAUCUGUUUCUCAGAAAGUAGUCUAGAUUUCAGUUGUUUCCUCGAAAAGAUUGCAUAACUGAGGGCAUGAACAGAUCAGUGUGUGAGCUGGCCAAGAGCUUUAGGCCGGCUCACUUUGUGAGCAUGCAGUGUUCUUUUAGGGGUUGCACUUUGUUGCUGCAUGUUCAGUUUUCAUGUUGGGGAUGAUGAGGAGCAUGAAAGAAGUGAGAUAUGAUUUUGUACUUGGUAGUAUAUGAAUUGAGAUGUGAUUGCCACUUGAAAAGUUGAAAUUUGGUGCACAUGCAUCAUCUCUCAAAAGUCCAGUCCCUUUAUUCAGGGCAACAUGGUAUGGUGCUGAAACGAGAAGCAACCUUGAGUAGUAUCAGUAGUGGAUAACUAGCAACACUUGCUGUUUUCACAAGCAUAUGUAUGUACUCCAUCUAGCAGUAAGCUAAAUUAGCUAGACCUGCACACACACGUGAGUGACAAGUACCUUGUUGCAUCCUGCAAGGAGUAAUAAGGUGAGGCCAGCCAAGGAUGGCAGACAGAAUGGAUUUGUAUUUGUAGUGUUCCCUAGCUGGACUGCUGGAGCUUGUUGUAGGUGUAUUUUGUUGGUGGAAGAGAAAAGAAACUGAAGCAAGGUGACCCCAGAAUUCUUGCUGCUUGUGGAGGUGGCAAAACCAGCAAGGAGGAUCUAUGAGACCAUGACGACGAAGACGGAGAAGCUGGUACAGGUAGUGUGUGUGAGCUGAGGAGGUUUUUGUUGCCACUUUGAGCAGGCUCAUCAGGCACAGCUUUUUGGAGGGAGUUGUAGCUGGCUGGUGGCGUGUGGCGUGUCGCCUCAGCUUUGGCGCCGUAGCGGAAUCUUUGUUGUCACUAUGCACGGAUUCACAGCUCAUGCGCGCUGGCCUGGUCGCCGCAUUGGCAUCUGCUGGGAACUGGAAUGCUUGUUUUGUAAUGGGAAGGAUGCAGCUGUAGUUUGUACUGGAGUGUUAAAUUAACUGACUGUUGUUGGAGUACCCUA
Sorghum bicolor (sorghum) is the source of this 3842-nucleotide messenger RNA. RefSeq lists its product as uncharacterized. NCBI's taxonomy places the organism in Eukaryota, Viridiplantae, Streptophyta, Magnoliopsida, Poales, Poaceae. Bases 595 to 1569 code for a protein of 324 amino acids. Gene Ontology annotation, cellular component: membrane. The transcript is spliced from 2 exons. The record is from RefSeq and is a predicted model, not a curated record.